AUGGACGCCUCCCUUUACAAGACCACGACCGUCUCUCGGGAGUUUACCUACCAUUACUACCACUCUCCGGCUACAGAGGGCAAGCCCACGAUCCUCUUCGUGCACGGCUUCCCUUCGAGCUCCUACGACUGGCGGCGUCAGGUCGAGCACUUCCGGCCCCAGGGAUAUGGGAUUAUCAUCCCGGACAUUCUCGGGGUGGGCGGCACGUCGAAGCCGGAUAGCGCAGACGCGUUCCGCUUCGCACUCGUCGCACACGACAUAAUUGACGUCCUGGACACCGAGGGCCUCAAGACUGUUGUCGGGAUUGGACACGAUUGGGGCUCUGUGAUCUUGUCUCGCCUCGCGAACCUAUACAGCGACAGGUUCUACGGCUUCGCGUGGCUCGCGCUUUCCUACCUCCCGCCGGCAUGGCAGGAGGUCAAGGUUGGUGGAGAGUGGGAUGAGACCGGGAGCGAAGGGUUCGGAUACUGGGAGUUUUUGACGAGCGACGACGCAGCGGGGCUAUGCGAGAAGAACCUUGACUGCUUUCUCCAGAUGGCGUAUCCAGUGACCCCGCAGCUCGUCCACGGCUGGAAUCUACCCCGGGGCAAGACCCGUGAAUGGGUUGAGUCGAACGUCACGCACGGUCUGCCCGCAUGGCUCCCCAAAGAGGAGUACGAUAUCGUCAAGAACAUAUGGGUGAAAGGGGGCCUCAAGUCGUCCAUGAACUACUACAGAGCGGUUAUGACUGGCGCGAACGUGCAGGAUGACGAAAAAGUGCCAGAGGAAGCGCGCAACAUUCGAAAGCCUACACUGUUCAUCGCAACAACAUUCGACGAAAUCUGCACUCCUGCCCUCGGCAAGGCAGUGAUGGACAAGUUUGCCCCACAGACGCAGUUCGUCGAGCUGGCCACCGGUCACUGGCCUCAGCUGGAGGAUGCCGUGCGCGUGAACGAGGAGCUUCAGAGAUGGGUGGAGAGUCUGAACCUCGGGAAGGCUUGA
This is a messenger RNA of Trametes versicolor FP-101664 SS1, 981 nucleotides long. RefSeq names its product alpha/beta-hydrolase. Bases 1 to 981 code for a protein of 326 amino acids. The transcript is spliced from 5 exons. The record is from RefSeq and is a predicted model, not a curated record. Gene Ontology annotation, molecular function: catalytic activity. NCBI's taxonomy places the organism in Eukaryota, Fungi, Basidiomycota, Agaricomycetes, Polyporales, Polyporaceae.